UCCCUCUCUCCUUUCUCUUUCUCUCUCUGCUCCAGCCUCCUUGUUUUCCUGCACUGCCCAGCCUCUUCUACCUUUUGCAGUAUUCUCCGUGCUGCAUUCCAGCUCCUCUUAUUCAUUUUAUAGCAAGAGGAGGCUUCUUCUGGUUUUUGGGUGGGGGGAGCCCAGGAGGGUCCGUGCACGGUUUUGCCACAUUGCCACUGCUCAUUUUGCUCCGGCUUUGCCUGCGGAGGAUGCAUUCUAGACCGAGAUCUAUGGCUCGCUGAGAGGGAAGCCCACCCAUAGCCCUCUGUCUGCUGACAGCCCCUGAGAAGAGCCCUGUGGAGCACGGGAGCUCCUGCAAUAAUCUGAGGAGUCACAAUGACCACAGAGGUGGGGGCUGAAACUGAACUCAAUCCUGGCGCAGAUGGGCAUGCCCAGGAUGGGGUACAUAAUCCUGCACUACUCCCCCACGACACCCCGCAAACCCCUGCUAACAAUGUGGACCGGUCAGGAGUCAAUGAGAAUUUAAGGAGAGCUGCGGAUAGUGAAGAGAGGCUUGAUAUAGCACAAGACAGAACAACACCCUCUCACAAUCAGAGAUCACCGCAGAAAACGUCUAGAAAACCCAAAAGUACAGUUUGUAUUGUGACGCUCCUGGACUCUUCCAACUAUGAAUGUGAAAUAGAGAAACAUGCCAGGGGGCAGGUCCUGUUCGAUACAAUAUGUGAACACCUCAACUUGCUGGAGAAAGAUUACUUUGGUCUUACGUUCUGUGACACUGACAGUCAGAAGAAUUGGCUGGAUCCUUCCAAGGAAAUAAAAAAACAGAUCAGAAGUGGUCCCUGGACUUUUGGUUUCACGGUAAAGUUUUAUCCCCCUGAUCCAGCUCAGCUCACAGAAGACAUCACAAGGUAUUAUCUGUGCCUCCAGUUACGUGCUGACAUCAUCAGUGGACGCCUACCCUGCUCCUUUGUCACUCAUGCCCUGUUGGGGUCUUAUACUGUACAAGCUGAGCUUGGUGACUAUGACCCUGAAGAAAAUCAUGGGAAUUAUGUGAGUGAACUUCGUUUUUCCCCUAAUCAGACAAGAGAGCUGGAAGAACGAGUGAUGGAGCUGCAUAAAACCUACAGAGGAAUGACUCCAGCUGAGGCCGAGAUUCACUUUCUAGAAAAUGCCAAGAAGCUAUCAAUGUAUGGAGUAGAUCUGCACCACGCCAAGGACUCUGAAGGUAUAGAUAUAAUGCUGGGAGUUUGUGCUAAUGGGCUCCUGAUCUACAGAGACAGGUUGCGAAUAAACCGGUUUGCCUGGCCCAAAAUCUUAAAGAUUUCAUACAAAAGAAGCAACUUUUACAUUAAGAUCCGACCAGGGGAGUAUGAGCAGUUUGAAAGUACCAUUGGAUUCAAACUACCGAAUCACAGAGCUGCUAAGCGUCUUUGGAAGGUCUGCAUAGAACAUCACACAUUUUUCAGGCUGGUUUCCCCAGAGCCUGCCCCUAAGGGUUUCCUAGUGAUGGGCUCUAAAUUCAGAUACAGUGGACGCACACAGGCACAGACUCAGCAAGCAAGCGCCUUGAUAGAUAGACCUGCCCCUAACUUCAAGCGCUCCGCCAGCAAACGCUACACGCUGUCCCAGAGUCACGAAGAAGGAUUUUUAAAACAGGCUGCAGUCAAUGAAAACCAUGAGUCCACACCAGAGAAAAACCACGAACCAUCUGAUCAUCGGGGAGAGGAAGAAGAUGAGGAGGAGGAGGAAGUAACAACUCCAACCAAAAUCAAGGAGCUAAAGUUCCUGGACAAGUCACAGGAUGUCCUAUUGAAGCAUCAGGCCAGCAUCAAUGAGCUGAAGAGAACACUGAAACAACCCAACAGCAAACUAGUCCACAGAGAGCGCGGGCGGGAAAAGAGGCUGCCCUCCUCGCCUACAUCCUCUUCCUCCAAACAUGAGGACAUGGAAGACACUGGAAAAAGAGAAGAGGAUGAUCCUGAUGCUGCUGCUGCCCAGGAUUCAGAUGUUUUCACCCAGAAAAGCUUGGCUUCGUCUCCCGAGGGCAUGGAGCAUUGGGUUUUUAUAGAAAGGAGAACCGAAAACUCUCAUGCUUCAUUUGAAGAGGUGCCAAAAUCUCAAACUGUCCAGAUUCCUGGACAGGAAUUGUCCCCCAACAGGGAAGAUGACAUACAACUUCUCAAGGAUAGGGGGAAGAGAGAAACUGAGGACCCACACGAGGAGAAAGGUACUGAAAAAGUAGUACCUAUGGUAAAGGGAGUGGAGAGAAGAAUCAGGUUAACACAAAGGGAAGAGCGCCUGGUGAUGGUAACUAGUGAAUGGGAUUUAGUGGAAAGUAAAGCCAGGACAGCGCCAGAUGGUGCACCUGCAGAUGAGAGCCGAGAAUGGGCUAUAAAAAUGGAUUUAAAACAAGGACAAGUCUGGAGUAGGGGAGAGGAAGUAGAUGGAGAAGAACCCUCCAUAAAGCGGACAGAGAGAGGAGCGGUAGCAUCUGGAUCAUCAGAAAGAGCUCAUGAUAUGAGUAGGACCAUUGUGGAGAUUGGAGAGUGCAGGCGUGUUAUUUUAUGUGAUGAAGAAGAAGCUGAUGACAGUGCUGAUGAAACCGAAGGCGAGUGGAGCAACGAGGCCCACUGGGAAGACCAACAAAAAACUUUAAUAUGGUGUGAGAGUUCAGGAUACCAGCAACCUAAGAAAUCAGACGAUGCAGAGGACACAAGCAUAUGUGCAACAUCCCAGCAUCCUUAUGAGCAAAUGGAAUCUUCUGUACUAACUGGUAGAAAAGAGGAGAGGCAGCAAGAUGAAACAGUGAAGGAAACCUUAAGGGAGUAUGUCACGACUGAUAUCCUAAUGCCGGAUGAUCAUACUGAAGAAAUGACUGAAGACGGAUGUGCAACAAGCACAGGUAAUACAGAAGAGGCUUCGACAUCUAAACUUCCGAAUGAACCAAUGUCUUCAAGUGUACAAAUGACAGCCGAAAGAGGCACAGAAGAUUUAUCUCUGGAAGAUUGGGGCCCACCAGUGCUUCACUUUAUGCUACCAACCAUCAUACCAUUACCCGUGAGCCUUCCAAGAGAACGGGGUCAUCAAGAAGUAGUUGCAGCCAGUAAUCAAAGUGAACAAAUUCUUGUUCAACCAAAUCCUAGGAACCAUGCUGCUCCUUAUCAAGAAGGAACCGCCAGCCCUGCUGAAUCCACAACAGACACUCCUGGGGACCUUUCAUCUCCAGACUCAGGCUGUGAAAUAACACUCACCGAUGUGGCGAGUCAACCACUUGAGUCAACUUCUUGGGAGGAAAGGGACAUCCCAUCUGCUCUCAGAGAGGUCUCCCUGCCGGACCAGGGUUAUAGGAAAUCCGGGAUUGUUCUUUUUCAGAGAGUGAGCAGCAGGGAAGCAGAUGAAGGACGCACGGCAGGAGAGGAGGAGCAAAGUGCGGGGCUCCUAAAGGAGAACCAACUGAGCAUUGAGAGGAAGUGCUCAAGCAUAACCGUCAGUUCUACAUCCAGUCUGGAGGCCGAGGUGGACUUCACCGUCAUUGGAGAUUACCACUCCAAUGUAGGCUUUGAAGAUUUCACACGCAGCCUGCCAGAGUUGAACAGAGACCAGGGUGAUGGAGGCACCACUGACAACCCUACAACUGCCCCCCAAGAAGAACAUGACGGAGAUAAGACAGAGGAGGAGACAACGGAGUCGCAUCUGAAGACAGUGCAGCAAGAGGUCAUCACUAGUGUGAACGCGGUUAGCAGGACAGAUGGAGAAACCAUUACACACACACAGAUUACUACUGUGCAAACCACUCAGGUGGAGGAGAACAGGACAGACCUCGGAAGUGGAGAUCUUGGAAAAGCCGAAGCAUCUGGUGAGAGCAUCCAACCUCUACAGGCAGAUGUGGCUCGUACACAACAUGUUUCCCAUACUGCAAAUAUUACCCACGGCACAGCAGAAACAUUGUCAUCAUCCACAACUACCCAUGUGACAAAGACAGUGAAAGGUGGAUUUUCUGAGACAAGGAUAGAGAAGAGGAUAAUUAUUACUGGAGAUGAAGAUGUAGAUCAAGAACAGGCCCUCGCCAUGGCUAUAAAGGAGGCAAAGCUGCAACAUCCAGACAUGCUGGUCACCAAGGCAGUGGUGUACUGUGAAACAGAACCUUCUCCUGAAGAGCCUGGAGAGCGACAGCAGCAAUCUUGACCUUGGAUUUUGGAUGUGAAUCCUCCCUUCAUCUCCCUCUCUGCCCCCGCCUCAUAAAAUAAGGACUAUCCUCCCUUCCCUGAUCCUACAGCACACGCCAGCUGCAAAGCCUCAAAAUCAGCAAGGGGCCUCUGAAACCAUGCUGACAUCAUUCCCUGACAACGAAAGACUUGUCACCUUCCAUGGAGCAGCGUAACAUCUCAUGUGAAGAAGACUAUGGGACACUUUCUUCUCCACUAUUGCUCUUCUUCUGGGAAGCAUGCCUAGCAAUGCGUGAAUAGAAUGCAUGUGGCAUCUGCAGAGUCAGUUUUACCUGCGCAGUUUAGGAAAUUUGUGCUUUAAAAAAAAAAAAAAAACUGAAGAGUUCACCGAAGAGAUUCCCUCAACGUUCCUCUGGGCGCUCCAGCGACAGUGGGGUUAAUAAUUCUUCAUAAACUCAUCAUUUGUUAUACGCAUUAGAAACCUAGCAAUUCGCUCUCUGAUAUAUCUCAGCCAGGAAAUCUCUCAUAUAGAUACUUAGCGCUGUACGAUUCUGUCCUUAUAACCUGCAGUGAAAUUAUCACAUUAGAUAGAAUUGCAGCAGUGGAGUCUGUCCUGAUAAUACAAUGUUUAACCCUGGUCCCGUUUAGUAUCGAUUUCUGUUCUGCACAGCUAGUAAUAUGGAAAUGAAAGGCGACUGAGGUUUUCAAAUGCUGUUAGACUCUCGUUCUUUGGACCCUGCUAGUGGGACUUUCUGCACAAUUAACCCAUUUGUUGCCGGCAGCGGAGUCAGAAGACGUCCUUACUAGUUGAGGGGGAAAAGGGCUGAGCCAUGUGUGUGAAGAAAAGGUUUUAACGUCGCACAGGGGGAGGUCUGAUCCACUGCAAUGCUGUGCUCUCCCCCAGUCCCCCCUCCUCCCUGUGCACCGUGAUCACUGCUCUAUAGCCAAUAAAAACAAAGUCAAUGUGA
Messenger RNA from Bufo gargarizans (Asiatic toad), 5116 nucleotides. RefSeq names its product erythrocyte membrane protein band 4.1 like 1 (gene EPB41L1). Gene Ontology annotation, biological process: cortical actin cytoskeleton organization. Lineage: Eukaryota; Metazoa; Chordata; Amphibia; Anura; Bufonidae. Gene Ontology annotation, molecular function: structural molecule activity; actin binding. The transcript has 24 exons. The coding region runs from base 358 to 4167 and encodes 1269 amino acids. Gene Ontology annotation, cellular component: cytoskeleton; plasma membrane. The record is from RefSeq and is a predicted model, not a curated record.